Phymastichus coffea is the source of this 3193-nucleotide messenger RNA. RefSeq names its product carbonic anhydrase 2 (gene CAH1). The record is from RefSeq and is a predicted model, not a curated record. NCBI's taxonomy places the organism in Eukaryota, Metazoa, Arthropoda, Insecta, Hymenoptera, Eulophidae. Gene Ontology annotation, molecular function: zinc ion binding; carbonate dehydratase activity. The coding region runs from base 291 to 1229 and encodes 312 amino acids. The transcript has 8 exons. Gene Ontology annotation, cellular component: cytoplasm.
CGGCCGUGCGGCGACCGGCCGAUCUACACAACGCGUCCAACUCUCUUCUCCGGCGCAUCGGCCUUUCGUUCCGAGCCAAAUCGCAAGUCCGUACAGCGCGAGUAUUGUGCAUCGUCAGUGUGCUAAUCCGGCAAUCAGCGGGAGUGCAACGAGCCGAUUUCCCAGCUAGCAUAGCGCCAGAGCAGUUUCUUCGUUCGACAGUCGGCAGGAAGAUUGCCAAGACGAGCGCGAGCAAGCCCUACUCGGAUCUUAAUUUCGCGGACCUCAAUUUCCGAUAAGCGUCCCCCGCGAUGGCUGGCUUUUGGGAAUGGGACUACUCCAGUAAAAAUGGACCAAGCACGUGGGUGGAGAGAUUCCCGAUGGCGGCGGGCUCGCGCCAGUCGCCGGUCAACAUCGAGACGGAUCGCGUCGAGUCCGACCACGAGGCGCUGCUGAGCAAGCCCCUCCGAUGGAAGUACCCGGCGACGGCCUCGCGGCAGCUCGUCAACCCGGGCUACUGCUGGCGCAUCGACUGCGACGGCGACGGCACCCUCCUCACCGGAGGCCCCUUGAUGGACGACGUGUACAAGCUCGAGCAGUAUCACUGCCACUGGGGCUGCAGCGACUCGAGAGGCUCGGAGCACACUGUCGACGGAACUGCUUUCUCCGGCGAGCUGCAUCUCGUGCACUGGAACACCACCAAGUACAGGACGUUCGCCGAGGCAGCUAAGGCUCCCGAUGGACUUGCCGUGCUCGGGGUUUUCCUCAAGGUGGGAAAGCCGCACGAGGAGAUGGACAAGAUCGCUCGCUUGCUUCCGUACGUGUGCCACAAGGACGACAGCAUCGACAUAAACGAGCUGAUCGACCCGAGCCGCUUGCUUCCCGUGCGGGGUGGACGAGCCGGCAGCAGCACGAGGAGCGGCGGCCAGCGCUGCGCCAACCCCUGCAUGCGCUGGGCCGGUCGGAUUAUACGCCCGGAGAACAAGCCCGACAAGUGGCAAGACGACAACGGCUACUGGACGUAUCUUGGCUCGCUGACCACGCCGCCGUGCAACGAGAGCGUCACCUGGAUACUGUUCAAGCGCUACAUCGAGGUAUCUCACCACCAGCUCAACGUUUUCCGCAACCUACGCAAGUUCCCGCGGGGCGAGGAGUGCCCCUGCCACGAGAAUCACGGCGUCGUGAUCAACAACUUCCGGCCGCCGCUACCUCUUGGCAAUCGCGUGCUGCGGGAAUGCGGCAGCUUCUAAAUGGAAGAAGCCGCGCGAACACCAUCGAACACUGGAAAGAGGAACAUCUCAUUUGCCACAUUCUGCCGGCUAUCGCGGGGGAUUAUCGACGAGGGUGGCUUCAACAUCAGCCGAGACGAGGGGGAGGGAGGGGGGGGGGGGGAGACAAAGAAGCAACGAACCAAACAUUUCGGCCACAUCGAUCUACGUUCUAUCGACGCUCUGGAGAGUCGCUCGCGUCUUAUAUGCAAUCAAGCCAUAUAUAGAAAACUUAUAUAUUUAAACAACAACGUGCCUUUGAGUUCGAAGACGAUACACGCAACGAUUUUCAUACGACGCAUAUACAUUCACGUAACUUGCAUGCACGCGGAGAGGCGCGCCUAUUAUCCAAAGUGCAAUAUGCUUGCCCAAAACAAUACCAAAUUUUUCGACAAAUAUUUAUUAUUCUAAGAAUGCGCGUGAAAGAGAGACAAAGAUUUAUAAAUAUUUAUAUAUUGAAAAAAGAGUAUAUUUUUAGCGUUAAACGAGAAACAUACAGCUCUGGUCGCGCAGUGCGCCCCUUUUUUGUACUUUUCAUUCUCACCGAACGAAUUAUUCUGAUCUUAUAUUCGCACUGCUGUACAAUACUUGAAAAACAUUCAAAUUGAUACAUUGCACUCAAACGAGUAGACGACAAAAUCAAAGACCAGACUGCCACGAUUAAUUAUUAAAAAUUUUUGAUACUUAUGAAAGUAUGUCAAGUUCCGAUGAUUUCCAAUUCGCACCAUGUACAAAGGCAAAGCUUAUUCUUUGUCUUAAAUAGCGAGCAACUUACAACCAACCAGUUCUCUACGACACACGAACUCCACGAUCGUGCCUGGAUCGACGAAUGACACGAAAACCGCAAUCGGCGAGAUGAAGAGCAAAGCGUGCAAACGAAAAAAAAAAUGUUGAGUUACACAACUUCUUGAAAAGUAUAUGCAAGUCAUAAAGAUCUAUCAACAUUGCUAAGUUGUUAAGUGCGUGAGAAACUCGAUAUAUAAAGCAGAUUUAACACGCAUUAAAUUUGUAGCCAGUCGUACAUGUUUUGCGUGCGCGUAGAUGCUAGUUUUCUUUUUAGAAAAGUCUCGUUUGCACAGCGAUGAUCGUAAUAUCGUCUUGUUCCGGUGAUAAAUUGCUAUGUUUACCGUAAUUAUCUACGUCCUUCCAUGUUCAAUGCGAGUGAACUUAAGUUCAUACCUACGUAAAGUUAUUUUGUGCACGCUUAUAUAUUAAAAAAAAAUUGAAAUAUUAGAAAAUAUUUCAAGGAUUAAUGCACGUUAUCUAUUUUUUUGUAGAUCUGAUUAUUUUUAUAAGAAAUUUACAGGAUGGUUUUUGCGAAUGACGCUGGGGUCGUCAAUUGAAUAAUUUUGUGUUAAAAUUUUAAUUUAUGCUUGCUAUAUUACGAUCUGAUAUGCUUGUCCUACAUAUUCUAUAUGUUCAUGAUUUGCGCUGAUGUUCCUCGCUUGUCUAGAGGAUGUUUUGCAGUAUAAACACCAAGAUAUACUUGUAAUGUAGUUUGUGUAAAGUAAUCGUAUUUUUGCAUAUUGCAAUGCUUCAAACAUGUUUUCCCGUAGUUUGUAGAUACUGUUUGAAAAACAAAUUCGCGUUUUAGCGUCAGAGAGAAUUUUCGUGAGGCCUAUAAUUCAUGUAAUAUUUAUUAUAACAUAGAUCUUGAAAAAGAUUGCUUUAUUUUGAAGUUAUUUUGUUUUAAAGUAUUUCAUUUUUAAAUGAAAUGCUAUAGCACUUUUGAAAAGCAGAAGUUUUAUUCAAAGAAUUAAUUUGUUAUUUUCGUUUUAAUUUACAGUGGCUUAUUGCUCGUUGUUUUCUAUGAGUGAAUUUUGAAGUCAGUGAAAUUGUUAGUACCCUCAGUUGGUAUAGAAUAGAAGACUGCUGGUCGGCUUUGUAUUUGUGUCGAUUGUGAUAGUGUGAAAAAAUAAAGAAAUAAAAAUAUAAAAAUACAAUAG